This is a messenger RNA of Phragmites australis (common reed), 1318 nucleotides long. RefSeq names its product exosome complex component RRP41 homolog. Bases 108 to 836 code for a protein of 242 amino acids. NCBI's taxonomy places the organism in Eukaryota, Viridiplantae, Streptophyta, Magnoliopsida, Poales, Poaceae. The transcript has 12 exons. Gene Ontology annotation, cellular component: nuclear exosome (RNase complex); cytoplasmic exosome (RNase complex); nucleolus. The record is from RefSeq and is a predicted model, not a curated record. Gene Ontology annotation, biological process: poly(A)-dependent snoRNA 3'-end processing; rRNA catabolic process; nuclear mRNA surveillance.
AGUCUCCGAACUGAACAGUGGAAACCCCACAAAAACCCUCGACUCGUAGCCUCGCGCACAGCUGCGGCGCGUAGCUAGAGCCCGAAGAGAGAGCGGCGGAUCCGGCGAUGGAGUACGUGAACCCCCUCACCGGCUUCCGCGUCGACGGCCGCCGCCCCAACGAGAUGCGGCAGCUCAAGGGCGAGGUCGGCGUCGUCGCGCGUGCCGACGGGUCGGCGCUGUUCGAGAUGGGCAACACCAGGGUUAUCGCCGCCGUUUACGGCCCUCGAGAGGUUCAGAACAAAGGUCAGCAAGCAAACAGCAACGAGGCUUUGGUGCGCUGUGAGUAUAGGAUGGCAGAAUUUAGUACAGGAGAUCGGAGGAGAAAGCCAAAAGGUGACAGGCGAUCAACAGAAAUUUCGCUUGUUAUUAGACAGACAAUGGAGGCAAGCAUAUUAACACAUUUACUGCCACACUCACAGAUUGAUAUAUUUGUCCAAGUUCUUCAAGCUGAUGGUGGAACAAGGUCAGCAUGCAUCAAUGCUGCAACACUUGCUCUUGCAGAUGCCGGGAUUCCAAUGCGAGAUAUUGUUACAUCUUGUAGUGCUGGGUAUCUGUGUUCUACUCCUUUGCUCGAUUUGAAUUACAUAGAAGACAGUGCUGGGGGUCCAGAUGUCACAGUUGGCAUUCUUGCAAAGAUGGACAAAGUGACUCUUCUGCAGAUGGAUGCAAAGUUACCAAUGGAUACAUUUGAAAACGUAAUGGAACUUGCAAUACAAGGGUGCAAAGCAAUUGCAAGUUACAUCCGUGAGGUGCUUCUGGAGAACACAAAACUGCUGGAGUGUCAGCGUGGUUAGUUAAAUUAGAAGAGUAUCAAGAUUAAUGGUCUGAACCUGUUGAAGAUCGCUGACCCAUCAAUGAACAUCACACAUCGUGUAAAAGGCUUUCUAGUUGAGGAUGAAUGGCCUCGGUGUGGUGCAGUGCAGUGCAGUGCACAGGAAAUAUCUGAGCCUGCUUGUACCAAUCUUCCAGCAGAGUAUUUGCUUCCAGCUAUUUGCUUGUACCAAUCUGAGCCUGCUUGUACCAAUCUUACAGAGUAUGUGCUUCCAGCUAUUUCGCAUACAAGCAUGCUCAGAUUGGUACCAAUCUUCCAGCUAUUUGCUUCCAGAUUUAAAAUCACGAGGAGCUGGGCAAUUUUCUGUAAACUGAUUCAAAUUGAACGUGACAUCCUAUGCUGAUUAUUUGUAGUCGUACUGAUUAUCUCUGUUAUUGUCGGUUUAAGAAGCAUCCGUUUGCUCCAAGAUGAUAGCGCUUUAAGAGCUACAGGUGUUUUACUGAA